Molecule: messenger RNA, 507 nt
Organism: Hibiscus syriacus
Lineage: Eukaryota; Viridiplantae; Streptophyta; Magnoliopsida; Malvales; Malvaceae
Exons: 1
Coding region: 56-445 (129 amino acids)
Source: RefSeq, a predicted model, not a curated record
UCAAAAGCAGCCCAUAUUCAUCAGUUGAAAUCUGAAACCAGACUCCCUAAACCAAAUGGCUUCGACAUGUAUCUCAAACUGCAUCAGUGACACUAGGGUCCCGGUCAGGCCAACAUACGUCAAUCUCUACAAAUGGCCGGAAUCGGAUGCCGAGUUUGUCAGGUCACUGAGCUCUCACGGGUGCAAAAGUGCACGUUCCGCGGUUGUCGAUAGCAUUUCGUGCAGGCAAAUGUACCUGAGGAGCUAUACGUUUCAUAGGAAUGAGCAUGAGAAAACGAAAUGCUUUGGCAGAGUUGAUGACAAGGAAAGAAACCAAAACAAGCCCAAGAAGAAGCGCACGCCGCUGAGAAAGGCCAAAGAGGUGUCUUGUGCCGCCCUGUUGGCCGUGUUUCGCAGGCUGUUGUCUUGCACCACCAAGGUUGAUGUGGCUGAUCAUGGAGAUUGAAACCAUUUUCACACAUCAAAACUUCCUCUUCCUCUUUCUUUGUUUCUAAAUGAAAUUCUAAU